This is a messenger RNA of Lactuca virosa, 1499 nucleotides long. The record is from the annotation of a GenBank genome assembly. NCBI's taxonomy places the organism in Eukaryota, Viridiplantae, Streptophyta, Magnoliopsida, Asterales, Asteraceae.
AUGUUGUGCAUGAUGUUUGUGGUGUUGUCCCUGUGUAGUAUUUUAGGUACUUUUGAGAAAGAAGUUUGUAAAAGGGGUGGAAAAGAGAAUCAAACGAAGACAAAACAUUAUUUCGUACUUUGUAUUACCCAGGCCUUAUUUUUGGUGCCUGUUAUAUUAGCUCGGACAUCCACCUUCGCAACCACACCCAACAAUGAAGAAUUAGAAGAGAAUACAGCUAAAAUCCCUGAGAAGAUCCUUACAGCAAAGAUCGCCAAUCAAACUGAAGGAUCUUUACCCGGAUCAAAUUCAACAAGGAGGGACCUGCAUACUUGUCAAGCAGCAAACCCAAUAGACAAGUGUGGAGGUGGCAAAGGUGGUGAAAUCUAUGAGGUGACUGAUCCUUCAGAUGACGCUUGUGACAAACCAAAGGAAGGGACACUUCGUUUUGGAGUUACGAGAGACAAACCUUUAUGGAUCAUCUUCACCAAAGAUAUGGUGAUCACGCUGAAACAUGAGCUAGUGAUAUUAACGGAAGGUGGUGUGAUUAGUGAUUCAGAGACACAUUCUAGGGCAAGAGCAAAAAACGAUGGUGAUGGUAUCUAUAUUUAUGGUUCUUCCAAGAUAUGGAUCGACCAUGUGACACUCAAUGAUGGACCAGAUGGACUUGUCGAUGUCACAAACGGCGCCACUUGUGUAACCAUUUCCAACUGCAAAUUCACCAGUCACAACAAAGUCAUGUUGCUAGGGGCAGAUAUUACACAUACUCAAGAUAAAAAUAUGCAAGUCACUGUCGCAUACAAUCUGUUUGGAGAAGGAUGUAUCCAAAGACUGCCUAGGUGUCGAUAUGGUUUUUUCCAGGUCGUUAACAACGACUAUAAUAAAUGGCAAAUGUAUGCUAUUGGUGGUAGUAGCGACCCUACUAUCUUGAGCCAAGGCAACCGUUUUUUGGCUCCUGAUGUGGCUAAAUCGAAACAGGUGACACAAAGGCAUGAUGCCCCUGAGGAAGAGUGGAAGAACUGGAAGUGGAAAUCGCAAAAUGACACUUUACUAAAUGGAGCCUUUUUCGUACCAUCAGGUGGUGAGUGGGAACCAACCCCUGAACAGAGCGCCGGUCUGAUUCCACCUUGCCCUGAACCUGUUGAGGCACUCACUUGUGAUGCUGGCAAACUCACAUGCACGCCUGGCCAGCCUUGUUAAUCAUCUAAAAAGAAAAAGAAAAAAAAAACACAUUAAUGUUCUGACUUCUGAAGGUCAAACAAAGGAAUGACGCUCGUGAUGAAGAGUGGAAGCAUUCGCAUUAAUCGGGAAAAGAUGUACAGUUAAGGAACCUCUCAAUACAAAGGCACCAUAGUGUAUAUUUUUAUCGUUUAUAAUCUUUAAUUUUACAUUUAAGUUAAUCACGUUUGUAUAUAUGCCAUGUACGUAGGAUUGCAGGCUCAUGUGUGCAUAUGAUCAGUUAUGUGUAAUUAGAUCUGUUUGUUUAACUAGACAUGUUACCAUGUUAAUUUAGAUCGGUG